This is a messenger RNA of Paramecium tetraurelia, 2091 nucleotides long. RefSeq lists its product as uncharacterized. The transcript has 2 exons. Lineage: Eukaryota; Ciliophora; Oligohymenophorea; Peniculida; Parameciidae. The record is from RefSeq and is a predicted model, not a curated record.
AUGAAUAACUAGUCUUCAAAAUCUGUGAGAUUCAAUGAAGGCCAUAAAAUUUUAUAGCCUGUAAAUACAAAUACUACUAGUACAGGGUCAAGUAAAUUAACCAAAGUGACGUCAGCUAUUCAAGAGUUGAGAACAUCUUUUAAUAAUCAAGCAUAAAAGUUAACAUCUUCAAGGGUGUCAGAUUAAUUGAAUGAAUCCGUGGCUACAGUAACAAGAAGUCCUGGACAUUCAUGUGCUCCAAGUUAUUGCUAACCAUGUUAGCCAAUGUGUCAACCAAUGUGUUAAUCUGUCUGUUAACCAUAAUUUGGUUUUUAACAAUAACAAAUGUGCUCACCUCAGGCUUACGUGGUUUAGGGAGGGAGUGAUUAAAGACAUUUGGAAAAAGAGAUAAAGAAGUUGAAAAAAAAGAAUAAGAAGUUGAAAGAAAGCAAAGAAGAAGUAAUAGUGUCGACAAUAGCUGAAACUCCAAAAAGAUAAAGACCGUAAUAGCAUGUGUAAGAUCCAGAAAUAGAUACAAUAAAAAGAGAAAUUUAAGAGAUGGAAAGAAUCAUAAAAUAAAUGGAAUAAUAGCCAAAAUAAUAAAGCAACUCAGAGAUAGAGUUAUAUUUGGAAGACAACAAGAAGUGCUUGAAGAAGAUGUGUAAAAAGAUUAAAUCUCUUGAGAAGGAACUUUAUGAAGUAGGUAGAUAAAGGGAUGAAGCCUUAAUAAUAAAGCAGUAGUUGGAGAGAGAAAAUCAAGAAAUGUUUGAUAGAAUAGGGGAAUUAGAAUCACUACUCAAGGUGGCUGAUAAAAAAGUAUUUGACUUAACAGUCUAAUUAGAAAGAUAAAAUGGGUAUGUAAAGCAAUUGGAGGAUGAAGUCGAGAGGUUGAGAAAGAAGAAGAAGAAGAAGCAAAUUGAGAUUUAAGAAAGAGUGGUUGAAAAGAUUGUAGAGAAACCUGUAGAAGUAAUAAAAACAGUCCAUGUCAACCAACCUCACCAAGUGUAAGAAGUGAAACCAGUUGAAAUCAUUAAGGAAGUGAUUAAAGAAGUGCCAUCAGAACCUAAAAUUGUGGAAAAGAUUAUUGAAAUUCCAAAAAUUGAAUAUGUUUAUCAACAAGUUCCUUAGUAUAUUGAAGUUCCCAAAUUGCAAACUAUUGAAGUGCCUGUAGUUUAAAGAAUUGAAGUUCCUUACGAGGUCCCUUAUUAUAGAGAUGUUCCUUAUGAAGUGAUUAAAGAAGUUCCUUAUGAAGUUGUCAGAGAAGUGAUCAAGGAAGUGCCAUAUGAGGUGAUUAAAGAAGUCAUCAAAGAAGUGCCCUAUGAGGUCAUAAAGGAAAUUCCUGUUUAUAUUGAAGUGCCUGUGGAUAGAAUAGUAGAGAGGAGAGUCGAAGUGCCUGUUGAGAGAAUAGUUGAAGUUCCUGUUGACAGAGUUGUAGAAGUACCUGUGCCAUAUGAAGUGCCUUAUCCUUAUGAAAGAGUGGUCGAAGUGCCUUAUGAACGAAUAGUGGAGGUGCCUAGAGAUAGAUAUAUGGACAGAUAUAUAGACAGGCCUGUAGAUAGAUAUGUAGAAGUGCCUGUAGAAAGGAGAGUGGAAGUUCCUUAUGAAAGAAUUGUAGAAGUUCCAUAUGAAAAAAUAGUUGAAGUUCCAGUUGAGAAGAUAGUUGAAGUGCCAGUUGAAAAAAUAGUAGAAGUUCCUGUGGAUAGAUUUGUUGAGAGAUAUGUAAGGGAUGAUGCAGAAUUGGAAAUGUUGAAUAUUGAAAACAGAGAAUUGCAAAGAAUCAUUGGCAUUUGGGAAGAUAGAGCUAAUAAAUUGGAGAAUGAAAUUAUUAAAGAGAGAAGAAUCUCUGAUAAACUCAGAUUUGAUAUCGAAGAACUAGAAUAUAUGGUAGAAGAUGGUAGAUCUUUCAACAACCAAUAAUAAGAACAAUUUAGGAGAUACUUAAAGGAGUUAAAAUCAAAAUAUGAAAGCAAAAUCAUCGAAGCUAGAAAAGGAGUGGUUAUUAAACAUCAUGUUAUUCCUACAGAGGUGCAACAAACAGUUAUCCAAUAACCUAUAUCAACUGGCAUUUCCUAAAAUUUGCCUCAAUUCGGUGGUUAAAUGCUCAACUAAUGA